GGUGUUUCUUAUUUUGUUUCAGGAGUACAUGACACAUCGUUCCUCGAUCUUCGGAUGAUUCGAGGCGGACAACAACUCCCAUACGUUUAGUGUAAGAAACAAGUGCUCGUGUCAAGUUCCAUCCUCUAAACCAAGUGUGCCAGGAAUGAUGUGUGAAUGUGCGUGUAUGUGAUCCGGUGGUGCGUGGUGCGUCCAUUCGUGCAUCAUUGUGCGUGAGUUCGUGUGCGUGCAUUUAGCAUGAGUUCAUAUUUCGCCAAUUAUCUGCCGGACAUGCGAAAUGGCGGUGUGGUAUCUGCAGAACACCAGCACCAGCACUACGGCGCUGCAGUGCAGGUGGCCCAAACUGGACCUCAAGGAGGGGGCAACGUGCAAGGGGACCCAAAUGGAUGUGAUCCUACCAUGCGACAGGGUAUCCCGCCACAUCACUACGCCGCUGGGCCUCCGGCUGCGGGACAGCCGCCCCAGGGCAUGCCCUAUCCAAGUUCUCCCACCUCCAGGUUCCCCCCGUACGACCGCAUGGACAUUCGCAACGCGGGGUACUACAACCAACAGCAGAUGGAUGGUACCGGGGCGUACGGUCGCCCUGACAGCCCUUCGAUGCACAUGGGCGGCGCGGCGGGGCAGCCCAACGGGCACCAAACGCCAGUCGUCUACGCCAGCUGCAAACUCCAAGCGGUGACGCAGAAUGGUGUGCUGGGCGGCGGCAGUCCCCCACUGGUGGACGCCACUGGGGCUCAGACCAUGACCGCUCAUCACAUGGGGCACCAUAUGCAGGAACAACACCCGCAGCAUCAUGCGGUGAACUGCAUAGAACAGCCGCCUCCACACCAUCAGCAACAGCAGCAACACAUGAUGUAUGGCGGACAGCCGCCCACGCAACCGGGCAUGCAUCAGCCGCCCCCGCAUCAACAGCCGCCCCCCUUGCAGCAGCAGCCCCAACCGGGACAGCAGCCGCCCAACAAUACGGCGUCCGCCCUGCCUAGUCCUUUAUAUCCAUGGAUGAGGAGUCAAUUCGAGCGAAAGCGAGGCCGACAAACGUACACUCGCUACCAGACUCUGGAGCUAGAAAAGGAGUUCCACUUCAACAGGUACCUCACCAGGCGGCGGAGGAUAGAGAUCGCGCACGCGCUCUGCCUCACCGAACGCCAGAUCAAGAUCUGGUUCCAGAACAGGCGGAUGAAGUGGAAGAAGGAGACCAAAGCCAAAGGGACAGAGGGCGGUUCAGAGGGCGGUGGAGAUGAUAUUAGCCCUCAAGGGUCACCGCAGUGAAGCUCCCAACAGUUCGUCACCCACCCGUGUACCUAAAUCAAGUUUUAGUCAUUAUGCAUUUGCCGCCCUUGCGCAGCGGACGCCCUAUUCGGCAGCAACUGUCUAAAUUCUAGCCCAUCUGGGCCUUUCCAUGUGCAAUUGCCCUGCAGGGCUUAACUUUUCACAAUGAAUGAGAUUUAUCUCGAAUUUAUGAUACAUCUAGACGGGAGGUUACCUAAAUCAAAAUCACCUUCAUUACUUAAAAGAAUAUUCAAAUUUUAUGCAAUGUUUUCCGUGGAAAUACAAGGCAUUUGUCAAAACAAUGGCAAAAAACCUGAAUGGCUCCAUUUUGAAGGCUUACCCGUAAACGUACGAGCAAUCGAAUAGCGGUAUAUUCAAAAAUAAUCUAUACUGAAUCACAUACCUAUAAAUACCCGGUUUAAAUUAGCACUCAUGCCUUAUGAAAAAUCUAUUUUACAAAAGGUGAUUUUUAAAUAUUUACUACCAUGCCUUUUUCGCCAUUGGUCAAAUAAUGGCUACAUAAAGAAAAUACCACCAUUAGUGCUAUAUAGCACUUUUCUACCUAGUGAGUGAUUUAAUAAUUACAGUUUUUAUUUGUUAUCAUGCUCUUAUUAUACAGAGUGACUGCAAAGUUGGGGUUUUACUUUUCAGAUAACUACGUUUGAUAUAACAAAGCUAGUGUGUGGUGAAACGUAGCGAAAAAGUAAAAAAAAAUAAAUGGAGAAGUACUCACUGUUCAGUUGAAUUGAAAUUUCAAGUACGGCUCUGGCGCAAAAUCCGUAUUCACAUCGUAGUCGUACGCCGUAUAACUGUACGCUGGCGCUGUGGACGUGAUCGAGGGCUAGGACAGGACCGGCUUCGGUUUGGUUCAGGCUUGAUUGAGCCCAAUAUCUCGGUUCUCUUAAGACAUUUGUGUAGGUUUAUGAUACUAAGAUCCGCUUAUUGUCUCAAGAUCUACACAUCGUGUAAAGGAAAUCACCAACUUUGCGGAUACCUCGUAUAGAUAUUAUUCACAUUCUAUGUGACUACUUUAUAGCACGUGUUUACCAAUUCCUAUCUGUUAGAAGCACAACGUACAUAAGUGAUAUUCAUCGAAAAGCUCCACUUUAUGCGGCAUUGUUUACUAUACAGAAAACUAGAUAGUUUUCCAAAUGGCAGCUUCAAGAGAAUAUGUUGUUUUCUUGCAGUAAGGCACCAAGUCAGAUUAUUUUCUAAAACAAAUUUAUUUUACGAAAAUCUUGGUUCCAAAAAGUAACCUUUUGAACCACAUCAAGCGAAAUCAAACAAAAAGCGUCAGGUUUAACAUAAAACUUAUAACAUCAGAUUUCUCGAGAUAAAUUCUGUGCGGGCUUGUUAGCCUUUCGAAUGUAAUUAAUAGUUUUGAUAAUACUCCAUAGCUGCUUUUAGCUACAAAAUUUGUAAAUCGAAUCUUAUGUCUAAGAUAUGGGUUUCGAAACGUGUUUAGAACUCUGUAUUAUUCAGUUAAAGAAGCUUUUCAGUGUCUGCAUUUUCACAUGGAAUGGCCCACCUACAACCGUAAUGACCUCUUACAAGAAAGUCUUUUUUGUGUACAAUGACCGUAACGCGAUAAAUAAUAGAUCGAUUUUAUAGUUUAUUUAUUUAUAUAUUUGUAGAUAUCUUAGAGCCUUUAUUGUUUUUUCUUUCACUUGAUACGCGUAUCGCCCGGAACUAUCUCAUAUUAAUCUUUUAACAAGAACUUCUUUGAGGCCAGUGAAACAAGCGUGCAAUCUGCAGAUGAACUGUCGUACACAAGGACUACAAAUUCUCUUUUCCUUGGUUGAUUCUUUUUGUAAAAAGAACUUCUUAGAUUCACAUAGUGAGAUUGUCAACGUCAGCAUACCAGAUCAUCUCCGCAUCAACGAAGACGUCGAAAAAAGGUCAGUGAUUGGCUUUUUGGUUUGUGACGUUUGUGUAUGAUGUGCUGAGUCGAACGCAAGCUAACCCGAAGUCAGUGAGGAUCAACUUUGGUUCAAAAAGAUUCUUGUACAAUGUUUGAAGGUAGGAGUCAACGCAGAGGUAAACUCAUUUUUUCAAACUUCCAUUGUCUAUUUUUAAUUAAAUACACACAAGUAUCUCUAAUCGUUAUCAAGUGUAAAAUGAGAACUUAUCCUAAAGGCUAUUUAUAUACAGUUGUGUGCGACCAAGCGCACAGUAGUUCAGAGAUCACCAUUUCCGCGAAAAUAGUAAGCGAGUAUAAAUAUUAUAUUUUUCUUUAUUUUUUCUGCUUAAAUAUUUUUUUGAACCCAAAAAUACCUAUUUGCAUUUUUUUACAUUAUUUCAUCUCUCAUUUAUUUAACUUCUAAACAAAUAAAUAUUUUUAAAAUUUUGUUUAAAGUCAGGCGUGUCCUAUGACGUAACUGUAAUCACAGAAUGCUCUGACUUAUUAAGUUCAAUAUAGUUUGAAAAAACAACUGAAUUUGAAAGGAAUGUUGACAGUCGUUUUGCAAUAACGCGGCAUAUUUUUUAGUAAAUCCGUGCAAUUUUUUCAGAAGUUUGACACUAAUGGGUUGUGAAAAAAAAGUGCAGCUAUUUCCAUGUUUUUAAAAACAAGUUUCAAAUGUGCGUUUGAAACACCUCAACACAUAAAGAAAAAACUAGCUGCAAAUAUAUACAACUUUUGUAGACGAGUGGUAUUUGAACAGAACUAAAAACAUGGUUCAACUGUUAGAAACGCUCAAGUUAUAUUUUUUACGCCACAAAAACAUUAAUGUAUAACUAUUUUCACUAAAUUUGGUUCACAUCUUUCUUAUAGGCCAAAAAUGCUCAGUUUUUGUAAAGUUUUGAUUUAGGGACCCACAACAUGCAUUGAUGCAGAAAUUUGAGAAUUUCUCGAAAACCGCUCACCAUACCCUACUUUAACAGGAGUGCCUUUUUUGCUUGAAAAUAUCGAGGAAAUUGUUUUUUUAACAAAAAAAAAACUACACUGAGAAAAGAGAGAGCCAUUUAAAGCGAUCCGAAGUGAAGCGCCCUCUAAAGGCCACAAUGAAAAUAUGUCCAUGAUCAGGUUUCGCAUCCCAAAAAAAACGGAUACCAAUUUUUGCAGUAAUAAGUUAAGAAAUGUUCAUGAAUUAAAAAAAAGGAUGUUUAUUUUCUAACCACAGUGUAUCUCGGAAUCGUAGCAGUUUUUGACUAAGGUAAGUUAGUUCAAAUCGGAUUAUUUUGAACUCAGGAAUAUGUGCUAAAGUUUUGUAAAGACUUUCAGGGACGCCUCUUAAUUCUAGGAACCGUGAAGCUUUAGAAGAGGUUCUGUUUUAAGUAGGGUUUUUCAAAUGUUUCUGAUUUCCACACUGGCAUUACUAAAAAUUCCGGUGUUAUUCUCAAUAAAUGCUCUUUCUACAAAUUUUCGUUUUCACCAGUGCUGUUCCCUGAACAGAACAUUGGCUUCUGACCGCUUCAUUUGGUGUUGGUUGGUACAUAUAUGUUCAGCGAUACUCGAUCUGGUUGUCUCACCCAGUCGUGUAUGUUUUUGAUGUUCCAUAACCCCAACCGAUAGUGGUUUUUUGGUUUCUCCCAUAUACGAUUUGCCACACUCAUGCGGGACUUGAUAUACGCAUCCUUUUCCAGGUCAGAUUCUUCCGGUUUCGUCUUAGUGAUGUAGCUCCUCAGGGUGUUGCUGGACUUAAAGGCCGUUUUAAUAUUUUAGGAACUAACUAUUUUUCUAAUUUUCUCUGAGAAUCUUUUAGCAUAAGGUAUGGUUAAGAAACUGACAUGUUGAUCAAUUUGGGAAUCCCUAUGCCUGUUUCGUUGCUGUUUUAAGAUUAUUAAAAGUUUUAUCAAUCAUUUUCUCUGGGUAACCAUCACCGCUACAUCAAGGCACGCAUCAAAUUUACAACGAAAACGGAAAAGGAUUCUUGCAUACCUUUCCUAGAUGUGUUUGUAAAACGUAGAGAGGGUAGGAUAGAAACUAGUAUAUAGAACACCCACUCACACUGGACAGUACCUGAACUAUGGGUGCAACCAAUCGAGGAAUUAUUUGCAGUCUUUACUCCCCUAGACAUCUGUAAUAACGCGGACGACUUAAAAUCAGAACCUAACAGUAUCAGAAAUGAUAUGCGCCUGAAAAAUUGACUGAUCAAUCAUUUAAUAAUCCAAAAGAGCAAUGAAACAGGCAAAGAAAUUCUCAACUGCCAGUUUCUUAACCAUACCUUAUGUUGAAGGCUUCUCAGAAAAUUUUAGAAAAAUAGCAAGUUCCUGCAACAUUAAAACGGCCUUUAAGUCCAGCAACACCCUGAGGAGCUACCUCACUAAGACGCAACCGAAACAAUCUGACCUGGAAAAGGGAU
This is a messenger RNA of Acanthoscelides obtectus, 5573 nucleotides long. Lineage: Eukaryota; Metazoa; Arthropoda; Insecta; Coleoptera; Chrysomelidae. The record is from the annotation of a GenBank genome assembly.